UGAGCACAAGCAAUGCUAUUUGAAACAAAACUGCUAAGUGGCGUAUACCUAGCUAACGCUUCAGCGUCCUGCAUUGACACUGAGCUAGCAUCCCAUCCGAUAGAAGGAAGUGUAAGACUGAGCAUGAGUUCGGCAGGGAAUUGCGAACGAGAUGAGAUAGAUACUGUAAGAGACGUGUUGAUAGAUAACACGAAGACAAGAAUGAAUACGUUUAGAGGCGGAGACUUUCUGUGAGGCGUGCUUGGAGCGGGGAAAUCAGAGUAUCCGAUUCUGCUGCUGCUGCACAGCGCCCU
This is a messenger RNA of Suillus bovinus, 293 nucleotides long. RefSeq lists its product as uncharacterized. Lineage: Eukaryota; Fungi; Basidiomycota; Agaricomycetes; Boletales; Suillaceae. Bases 13 to 234 code for a protein of 73 amino acids. The transcript has a single exon. The record is from RefSeq and is a predicted model, not a curated record.